Messenger RNA from Rattus norvegicus (Norway rat), 15754 nucleotides. NCBI's taxonomy places the organism in Eukaryota, Metazoa, Chordata, Mammalia, Rodentia, Muridae. The record is from RefSeq and is a predicted model, not a curated record.
UCUGCCUCUGCCUCUGCCUCUGCCUCUGCCGAUUAAAGGUGUAUACCUCUACCACAUGGCCUAGUGGUUUCUUUUUGCUUUCUUUACUUCCUUGUUCUGCUAAUGUGAAGCUGAAGGGAGGAAAUCGAAGCUUGAACAUCUGUGGUCAUAGCUGAGGAAUGAUUUAGUGUGCCAAGUAUUUGCUAUGCAAGCAUGAAGGCCUGAGUUCAGAUCCUCUAUGAAAGCCAGCACUUACAUGAAAUCUGGGCCUGCUGUGUAGAUAAUGUUAUCCCUGGCUCAAUAUCUGAGAAAAGAGGACCACGGGCUCACUGGCCAGCCAGUCUAGCCCCAACAGCAAUCUCAGGGACCAGGGAAAAGCUUUGGCUUUGUUCUUUUAGACAAGGUCUUUCUAUGUCUGCUGUCCUGGUACUCUCUAUGUAGACUGCUUGCCUAUGGGAUUGUAGGCACAGUGUGUGUGUGUGUGUGUGUGUGUGUGUGUGUGUGUGUGUGUGUGUGUGUGUGUGUGUGCUGGUAAGACUAUGUAUGUAUGUAUAUAUGUAUGUAUGUAUAUGUGUGUAUACAUAUAUAUGCUGAUAAGACUCUGUUAUUAAAACAAUAAAGAAAGCAAUUGUGAUAGUAUUGAGAACUAAAUCCCAACUUACACAUGUGCCUGUGUAGCUCAUGCUUGUGUAGUUCUUUCUAUCCUCUGUGUACCCCACAUCCACAGAUACAUACAAACAUCUAUAGUAGAUCAAGGGGGUUACUCCUUUUAUUCUUUUUUUUUUUUUAAGCAGAAAAUGGAAAGGAAGAUUCAAGUGUGAAUGAAGUCUCUUGGUUUAGAGACUCCAGGAAUUUUUGUUGAAGGAUCCAAUUUGAGAUCUAUAUAUGGAUGUUAGUUUUGUUUUCCAUCACGGGGCCAGGACACAGUGUUAGGUGCUGCUAGUUUUAAGUUUCUGUUGUAUGGUCUCAGAGAAACUAGGGUCUGUUCUACAGCACAGUUGUUAGCAUACUUGGGUUUCCACUCUUCAAUUUGAGUUCUGCAUCUUGAAGCCUUGCUUAUGUGGGAAAUGCUGCUCUCUGCUGGUGAGAUGAGGAAUACCCACAGCGGUUUGAGUGAGUUGAUCGGGACCCAGCAAAGUUGCACGGACUCAUAAAUACUUUUUUCUUUCGUAUCCAUGACUCAAUCCCAAGACUUAUUCCUUUGAAAAUUAUUCAGUAGGCAUUAGAAAAGAUACAUUGUAUGGUACUUAACUGUCUGUAAGUGCAAAAUAUUUUACAAAGCUGUUGACCACUGCUUAAUUAUAUGUCUACACAGAGCAGUAGCCAUAGCUGCAAAAUGUGGCCAGGCAAAGCACAACAUAGCAGAAUGCAAACACCACAAAAUAACUCCCAAGCAGAACACAGAAAUGGCAGCGUUGAAAGAUCUAUCUCAUGUAGCCUAGGGCAGCAUCUUAUUUGCAAACUGGGUUGUCAGUAGUAGAGAUAAAUCCCUUGGAUGUUAGUAUUGCUAGUGAACAGUUGGGGAAAGGGACCACCCAAAUAACUGACAGCUUAGCUAACAUCUGGAAUGAGGGUAAGGAGACCAGGCAAGGUAUGGUAAUCUGGUUUCUUACCUCAUUUCUCCAUCUUGACUAUUCCUCUAAAAUUGUGACAGAUAAUCCUUUGUCAUUGUUAUACUUGUCAUUUUUUGUGAGAAAGAGUGAGUAUUCUAUAAGAAGAAAUGGGAUUCUUGAGUUAUGGAGUACAUACAGUUUGAAGUUUGAAAGGAGCUAUAUACAUCAGCUGCCAGAAGUAUAAAACAUACCCAUUUUCUCAGAGUAAAAUAAAAUAAUCACGAUUUGCCAAUCUAAUGAGUGGUUUAUGUUUCUCUUUUUUUCCGUGUGUGUGUGUGUGUGUGUGUGUGUGUGUGUGUGUGUGUGUGUGUUUGUGUUUUGCUCUGUGUGUGUUUUGCUGUAAGGUAAACCUAGAUACCCUACCUUUCAGCUACAUUCCUAACUAGAGAAACAGUUGGUAAUAAUGGAAAGUGGCUUUUUCACUGUAUACACACUAAUCUUUUUUAAAAGAAAUUUAUUUUUAAUUGUAUGUGUGUAUAUUUGCAUGAAAGUGCAGGUACCCUGGGAGGCCAGAAAAGAUUUCCUGGAGCUAGAGUACCAUGAUUGCUUAGUUUAUUAUCAAUCCCCCUGCAAUGAUAUCUUUUCUACUCCUGCAUAAGCAAGUAUUCCCAUAGGUUAUACAUUCCUAGAAGAGCAUUUUAAAGAUGGAUUUGGUUUUACGAAAUAGAACCACAAAUGGUCUCUUAGCGUACCAGCUUAUGUGAUGACUUUAUAGUGGAAGAUGCUAAACAGUGAUCCUGAAAACUAGUUUUCACAGUGAUCCAUUUUAUAUAGGAGAAUUUACUUUCCCAACAGCAUAAGAAUUGUAAGUAGAUAAUUUUUAAGGGCAUGACCAAGCAAAUUCUUAGGCUGGUAAGAAUCGCAACUGACUAACUCAGUUAAGAAACUCAGAGAAAGGGAUAAUCUAUGAGAUUACUUUGUGCGUAUCCAGUAUACAUUCCUUUGCCUAUAUCCCUCAUAGGUUUGUUUGUUUGUUUUUGUCUUUUUUUUUUUUUUUUUUUUUUUUGGCUGAAGCGACAUUCAAAUCCUUCGCUAAUGUUUGGAUUUUUUUUCCUAAGGAGCAUUAUUAAGAAGAGAUACUUGAACAAGUUCAAGGAAAGAGUUCCUGAAAGUCAUUGGUCUUUCCUCACAUUCUCUCACUGUUUGCCGUACUGCUUUUGUCUUAAAAAGCCCAGAGUGAGUUGGAGGUGCUGCAUAGAUCAUGCCUUACCUUCCAAAUGAAGGUUUGCUCCUAAGAAUCUAUCUCUGAGAGAAGGCACAGAGGAGGAGAGGUAGUGUUCAAGUCACCAGUGGAAGCCCAACAUCUUUUAUUUGAUAUCUAGUUUUAAUUCCUUGUUUAUUUGGAAGCUUUAUCAGAAAAUAAAAGUGCUCUGGCACAUAGUAGGCUUCUUUAGCAGUACUACUUCACAGUUCAGUUCAGUUUUAUUCCAAGAAGCCCCUCCAGGGUUUUUGGGUUUGUUUUUGUUGUUUGUUCUUUGUUUUGUUGUUGUGUUUGAGACGGGUUUCUCUUUGUAAUAACCCUGGCUAUUCUGGAUUUGCUUUGAAGACCGGACUGGCCUCAGACUUACAGAGAUCCACCUGCCUCUGCCUCCUGAGUGUUUGGAUUAAAGCUGUACACAACCAUGCCAGGCCAGAAUACUCAGCUAUACAUUUAGAUGCCAAUACCACAGUGAGGAUCUGCUCCCACCCCAGCUGAGACAGACACCUCUUCUCUGAGCACACAUGUUUUGUCCCUCAUCUCAGAAGUGUCCUGUGUCUCCUCCUGGCUUGAUCACCACAGAGAGAGGAUCUUGACAUAGAACAGGGCUUGUUCAGUGUUGACUUGCUUUCAAUGUUGAACUCUUUGUCAGAGAUGAUGUCCCCUUCCUUACCUCUAGGAGAUGUGUGACAGAGAUUCUUGUGGGAAAACUUGACUCAUUGUGUUCAAGAACAAAGAAAAUAUUAACUGUUUCUAGAUUUGUGAGUUUGUAAAAGUUUCUUAGUGACAGGAUAGUAUUUUACAUUCAGUAUAGUAUUUUCAACUAAGAUGGCUGGAUCCUAGUUUUGUGUUUUGGUUUUGAUUUGUAAAGAAAGUGAAUUUAAAGGAAGACUAGUGGAUUAGAAAGAACAUAGUCCCAGUUGGUCUUUCAUGAUAGCACUCUAACUUAAUGUUCAAAGAGGAAGGUUAGUUAAGGUCUUUUUUGAAACACCCUGAUAGAGUUAAAAUAAUAUCUUCAACCUUGAUAGCUACAAAGUGGUGAGGUGGCUCACCUUUUUAUCAUGCAGAGUAAAUAGUGCACUCAAGUUGCUAGCACACUGUCCUGAGAGCACUGGGUGUUGGGAAGGGUUCUGCUAGUAUAUCUUUGUGAUGUAGAUGAAUGUGUCUCAGAAUCUUGUCUUGUAUUAGUUUAGUAGAUGGACACUAGAGACUAUCAUCUUUACAGAUUCAAAGUUUGAGGAGAAUACUCCAUGAGGAUGUUGAAUGUAUUCUCUAUUCUUGUAAGAUUAGCAGUUGUUGGUGAUCAGUACCUAGCACUAUUUCAUAGUAAUAUUCAAACUCCAAUUUUUCAUUUUCAUUUAUUGUCCUUUGUUCCAUAGUGUAUUAGUUACUUCUUGGUUGCUGUGAUAAAAUAUCAUGACCCAAAUCAACUUGGGGCAGAAAGGAAUUACUUAAUCUAAAAGUUUACAGUCUGUCAUUUAGGGAAUCAGGACAGGAACUGAUGCAAAGGCUCUGGAGGACACUGCUUACUGGUUUGCUUCUCAUGGCCUGCACAGCCUGCUUUCUUACACAGCCAGGACAACCAAUCCACCAGUGGCAACCAGUGGGCUGGGGCCUUCCACAUUAAUCACCAGUCAAGAAAAUGUACCACAGACUUGCCCAGAGGCCAAUUUAGUGGGGUAUUUUUUCAACCGAGAGUGUCUCUUCCAAAAUGACUAUAGCUUAUGCCAUGUUAACAUAGAAGUAGCCAGCACACAUAGUGUAAUUCAUCUAGAAAAGACAGAAUAAAAACUUAUUCUCCUUAAUUUAGUAAUUUUCAAGUUGAUAUCUUCUUAAGCACAUUUAACCAUGAUGAUAAGGGAAUUUUUCAACAUCUCUUUUCCUUCCAGAUCUCAUGAAGACUGGACAGAACCCUUUUAGCUACCAUGCCUGGUUUAUUUGGUACUACAUAUCAAACCCAGAGGUCUCAUGCAUGCUAGGCAAGCAUUAUACCAACUGAACUAUAUCCCUGCUCCUAGCAUCAUUAAUUCAUAGGUUUUUCUUUUCUUUUUGGUGGUGUUGGCAAGUGAACUCAGUUUCAUAGACUUGGCAAAUAUUCCAUCACUGACUUAUGCUCCUAACCCUAGCCUGAAGAUUUAAACAUUUGUGUUGCAGUUGAUUAUGUAUUUAAAGAUGAUUGAAUUGUUCCACUAUUGGUUACUGAUACCUCUUCACAGUGGCUGAUUUCUAUAAUUUUUUGAGUUGAUAGAAAAGUAAGAUAAUAGUAUUUAGGGAGGAAGGAGUAGUCAAGGAAGGAGCCAUGGGUUUCUGGCUUAGACUUGUUGAUAUCAUUAAUAUUGAAAAGAGCCCAGACAAAGCACAAGUUUUAAAGAAAAGAUGUAUUUGAGAGCUUAAGAUAGGUGUACCUUUGGUAAGGAUGCCCUGGAAACAGUUAUCAUCAGGACAUGAGGCUCCAAGGAACAGUAUUUGACUUCAGGAUCCAGGAGACAGCUUGGUUUUUUUUGUAUACUUGACUCAGAUUUGAAUUAAAUAUGCCAUAUCUUAUUUGAUAAAGCUUUUAUCUGUUUGCCAACUAGAGCCAAGUUCUACCCCAGAGAAAAGACUCAUUUGCUUUUUCUUCUAUUUUUGGUAAAGAGUAAAGAUAGAGGUUGUUGAUAGUAGAAUUAUUAUCUGGUCAGUUUACAAUCAACUGGUCCUCUUGGUCUUCAACCUUAUUACAUUCAUUCCUCAGUUAGAGGAAAGCUUUGGGUAUGGGUGAGUAUACUUGCCUUAGAAUUGGGACUGGGAGAGCUGGUUUUGGCUUUGCAGAAAUUACCUAAGGGUAGAUUUCUUGGUGAUUGGUUAUGUUCUUGAAUUUUUGUUCCUUUUUUGUUGCUGGAUUCAGGACUGACUCCUCUUUACUUUUUUUUUUUUUGACUGCCUGCUUUUUGUUCAUGCACUACCUAUGCAGUGAUCAUCAAAAACACAAGCAUAGUCUCAGCUAGCUUGGAAUGUAAUGGGGGACAUAUAAUGUGUAUGUUAAUCAAAAGGGCACACAUAAUAUGUAGAAUAUAAUGGUAGGAAAUCUUUCACUUCCAGAACUACAUUUUCAGCAGAAAGUCUAAUAUCAAAUAAGUAUAAAAAUAGAAAGUGUUUCUAUAGCCAGGACCUAUCUAAUACAUGGGUUCGCACAGCAAAUGCCUUCACCUAUUAAACCAGUUCAUUUGUAUUUCUGUAAUAAUUUUCUUACCCAAUUCUGUCACAGUAUUCAUAACAUUAUACUGUCAUUUCUGUGUUUAGUGUAUUUUCAUUACCAAUGGGUUAGUAUUGAGCAGUGGGGAAGUGAGGCUGGAGUGUGAGCGUCUUUAUAACAAGGAUGACAUGUCACCAUACAUGGCAUCGUAGCUUCCUCAUAGCAGAAAAUGUGUUUUUAUAGAAUUGGAUGAAAAUCUCCAGUCCUAAUACUAAUACCUAAGCUCACCUCACCUUUGAAACCAUUAGAGCUCCUUUCCAGCUUGAGGAGUAGAAGGCCUUGAAAUCACUCCUGUACUUACUCCUAUUCUCUGUGGUCAGGAACUUUCCUUUGCAGUCUCAGGCAGUGAUCUUCAUUUCACUCUAGUUUCAUUAUUUCUCUGUAGCUAAAGCAAACCCUUUCUUUUGUCAUGGGAGAUGGUCUCUAUCAAAGGUCUAAUGCAUGAGAACCAAAGUCUUUGGGCCUAUAUUUUCUCUUUUUAUCUUUGCAAGGUUAAAAAAGUUUAAAAUAUUUCUAUAUAUUUGAGUUUCUGAAAUUACCAGAUGUCUCUCUCUCUAUGAGUGGUCCCAUGGCUUGUACUUUGUUUCAGAUUUUCGUCACAUAUUUCUUUUAAACAAGGCUGAAAUGACUGCCAUGACUCAGGAGGCCACUGGAACUACAUAGUGUCUUUGAGUAACAUUGAUGCACUAAACUUCCGUUAGUCUUGAUGCCUGCUUCAGGUUUAGAAUGUGUAGGCCUCUUGGAAACCCUUUAUUUGAAUAAACAAGCACAUGGGAAAUGGCAGUAAGCAUGGCAUUUAAAGAGAGGUCUUACCUCUACCCUGAAGCUACGUGAUGUAAUAGAAGAAGUGAGAAAUUAGAAUGUCCUUCCUUUGGGUCUUGAUUUCCAUCUAUACAGUGAAGAUGUACUGAGUAUCUAUGGCUGGCAGAGGUUCCACCUAUAUCUGGACCAAGUACAGUGCUGGUGUGAGAUUGUACCCAUCUAUUCUUGUCUGGAUUAUAAAGCUAAUAUUAGCAAAUAAAAAAUGUUUCCAACUCAUUUUCUUUCCUCCUCUGUCUUCUUACUCAAAAAUUCCAGUAUUAAAACAAUCCUGAGUGAUUUCUGUUCUCUGCAGUAGCUUUUCAGCAGUGUCCAGAGCCUUAGCUGAUAUCAGAGCUUAUCUGAAAAUCCUGUUUUGUUGCCUAUCAGAAAAUCCUGUAAAGUGUUCUCAAAAAGCUAUGGAAAUGAGAAUAUGAAAACAGCUCUGUGAUCCAAACUAAAUCUUGCCUGUCUUAAAAUAAUUAGUAAUUGAAAUAUAAAAUAAGUUUAUGUUUCAAAUUGUUCUUAGGCUUACAAGUGUAUCAAGAAUUGUUAGGAAGGCCAAGCAUGGUGGCCUAUGCCUUUAAUCCCCACCAUUCUGGUCUACAAAAAAAGUUAGUUCCAGGACAACCAAGGCUACAUAGUGAGAUCUUGUCUCAAAAAAAAAAAAAAAAAAAAAAAAAGAGCAGGGGUUGGGGGGGGACAAAGCCCACGCGGCCGUGUGCUUGUUUGGAAUGUACUUUUGGUUUGAUCCUUAGAAUGCAACAGCAAGGAGACUUCAGCUCUCUGCUUCAGUCUGCUCACUGGGAGCCAGACUGUUUACCUUUUCUCCUAAUGGAGUUGUGGUAGAGAGAGGAGUUUCCAGAACUCAGCUGUGCAGAGGUGUAAAUUAUAAUAAGUCCAUCUCCUUCAGGGAACUAGAAACUGUUCUUUGUAGUUAAGUGUUUCCACAUCUUCCCCCACCUCUCAUGUGCUGAGGAUGGACUCUGGCUUGGUGCAAGCCAAUAAUCAUUCUGUCAAUUAGUGAUGUUCCCAGGCUUCCCCUCAUUCUACUUCCUGUCACUUGAGUCAAAUUAAUCAAAGCAUCAUUAAGUUUGAUGGAAACUGAAAAAUCUUUUGCUUUUUUUUUUUCCUUAAGACAGAGACAGGGUUUCUCGGUGUGGCCCUGGCUGUCCUGGAAUUUACUGUGUAGACCAGGCUCCCUCACACUCAGAGAUCCACCUACCUGGGCCUUUGGAGUGCUGGGAUCAAAGGUGUGUGCCCUUCUGCCCAGCAAAGAAAAAUCUUUUUUUUUUAAAGAUUUAUUAAUUUAUUAUAUUUAAGUACACUGUAGCUGUCUUCAGAUACACCAGAAGAGGGCAUCGGAUCUCUUUACAGAUGGUUGUGAGCCACCAUGUGGUUGCUGGGAAUUGAACUCAGGACCUCUGGAAGAGCAGUAGGGGCUCUUAACCGCUGAGCCAUCUCUCCAGCCCCAAGAAAAAUCUUUUUAAUCUCUUGUUUUAUGGUGAUGGGAAAACUAGUAGAGGGUCUCUACACUCUCUCUCUCUCUCUCUCUCUCUCUCUCUCUCUCUCUCUCUCUCUCUCUCAUGUGUGUAUGUGUGUGUGUGUGUGUCUGUCUGUCUGUCUGUAUCUGUAUGGGAGGGAGUUGAUUGGUUAGACAAGGAGUGCAGUGCAAAGCAUUUAGUUUUAAGUGAACUGCUUCUUUUUCUUGUUUUCUAAAUAAUCGUCUUUUUUUCUUAGCCUUUCUUUGGAAGGUGAUCCUGGUGCAUACUAUUGGUUAGAAAAACCUUUAAUUGUGAUAGGAAUAUUCAUUAUUCAGGUAUAUGGCUGCCAGGUGACAAGUUCCCCUACUAUACAAGGAGAAUCUUCUUAUUUUUUUCUUUCCCUUUUUUUUUUUGUUUUUGUUUGUUUUUUAAGCUAAGCUGGAGAAAAAGAAGCCGUUCUUACAAUGAAAACCAUCACAGUUAUGUAUAUAGCCUUUGUCUUUAGGAAUUCCGUUCUAUUCCACCUUUUCAGUAGAACCUGCCCCCACAGGCACACACCUUUGUGCAGUGCUGGGGAUCAAAGUCAAGGUGUUCCUUAUAGUAGAGUUCCUUUUUCAUGCUCGCCUCCUGAUACCUGAAUGGACAGCUGACGGUUUGGCCAGGUGCCAUUUGCAUAUGACCAGAUUUUCUGCCUCUACAAACCCUUUCUUGUUCAGAGAGUUCAGGAAUCAGGAAAGCUGUAGCAAGGUAGUUACUUAAGGAAUGAAGCAAGAAGCCUACUUGAAAAGAUGCAGCAUUUGGCUGGGGGCAAGAAUUCUAACCUUUGGUUUCCAAAAGGAUUGUGAAGUCCUAGUUCCUUUUCCCACAUUUUUUCAAGUAUGCAUCCACCUGUCCAGAGUAUGGGAGACCGAAAGGUAAAGGGGACCCAGCCCAUAGCGCCUAGCCUCAAUUUUCUCAGAAGAAUUUGCCUGUCAUUAUUUAUUAUAAUGACAAAAACUGGAGAACUCCAACUCUUAAAAAAAAUUAGAAAAAGGGGAGGGGGUGGAGAAAAAAUUAGCAAACCCCUAUGCUUGCCCUGAAUUGUUUUGCCUGAAUUGUCAAGGCUUUAGCACUAAAUUUUUAAUCCAGAGUUUAAGAACAUAGUGUAGCAUAGGGCUUAGGGUGAAAAAGAAAGGAAAACUCUUUUAAAUUUAGUUCUUCAAAAAUGUCUUUUUGUGGUGUUUUGUGUUGUUUUGUUUUUUAGGAUCUGCUUCAAACUAGAGGAAUAUUUCACUUUAAAUGUCCCUGUAUUAGUUGUCAGGAGAGUGUGUGAGGCAGUGUUGUUAGCUGAGGAAAAUAAGUCUAUCAGUUCCACUCAGAUAACCUUUGGUAAUAAACGAACUCCAUGCACACUGUGACCUUAGAGCCUGAACUUUGUAAUCACAUGACCAGCUUGUAAACUGACCUGUGAGGAUGACGGUCGUAGUUCGGCUUAGAGAAAGAAAUUGAGCAAGUGUGGGAAGGGUAGUCAUCAAGCUGAGUUUACCCUGUAAUCUCAGUUUCUUCAUGGCUGCAGCAGAACGUCUCAGCAGACUCGCAGAAGCAUGAAAUGGAGACAUGGGAAGUUUCUGUUCCAGAUGAUCGAGCGGAACAACGAACAUGUCUCAUCUGUGGGGACCGUGCUACAGGCUUACACUAUGGGAUCAUCUCCUGCGAGGGCUGCAAGGGUUUUUUCAAGAGGAGCAUUUGCAAUAAACGGGUGUAUCGGUGCAGUCGGGACAAGAACUGUGUCAUGUCCCGGAAGCAGAGGAACAGAUGCCAGUACUGCCGCCUGCUCAAGUGUCUCCAGAUGGGCAUGAACAGGAAGGCUAUCAGAGAAGACGGCAUGCCUGGAGGCCGGAACAAGAGCAUUGGGCCAGUCCAGAUAUCAGAAGAAGAGAUUGAAAGAAUCAUGUCUGGACAGGAGUUUGAGGAAGAAGCCAAUCACUGGAGCAACCAUGGUGACAGUGACCACAGUUCUCCUGGGAACAGGGUUUCAGAGAGCAACCAGCCCUCACCAGGCUCCACACUGUCAUCCAGGUCUGUGGAACUAAAUGGAUUCAUGACCUUCAGGGAUCAGUACAUGGGGAUGUCGGUGCCUCCACAUUAUCAGUACAUACCACACCUUUUUAGCUAUUCUGGCCACUCACCACUUUUGCCCCCACAAGCUCGAAGCCUGGACCCUCAGUCCUACAGUCUGAUUCAUCAGCUGAUGUCAGCGGAAGACCUGGAGCCAUUGGGGACACCUAUGUUGAUUGAAGAUGGGUACGCUGUGACACAGGCAGAACUGUUUGCUCUGCUUUGCCGCCUGGCCGAUGAGUUGCUCUUUAGGCAGAUUGCCUGGAUCAAGAAGCUGCCUUUCUUCUGCGAGCUCUCAAUCAAGGAUUACACGUGCCUCCUGAGCUCCACGUGGCAGGAGUUAAUCCUGCUCUCGUCCCUCACAGUUUACAGCAAGCAGAUCUUUGGAGAGCUGGCUGAUGUCACUGCCAAGUACUCACCCUCUGAUGAGGAACUGCACAGAUUUAGUGAUGAAGGGAUGGAGGUGAUUGAACGACUCAUCUACCUGUAUCACAAGUUCCAUCAGCUAAAGGUCAGCAAUGAGGAGUAUGCAUGCAUGAAAGCAAUUAACUUCCUGAAUCAAGAUAUCAGGGGUCUGAGCAGUGCCUCACAGCUGGAACAACUGAACAAGCGGUAUUGGUACAUUUGUCAGGAUUUCACUGAAUAUAAAUAUACACAUCAGCCAAACCGCUUUCCUGAUCUGAUGAUGUGCUUGCCAGAGAUCCGAUACAUCGCAGGCAAGAUGGUGAAUGUGCCCCUGGAGCAGCUGCCCCUCCUCUUUAAGGUGGUGCUGCACUCCUGCAAGACAAGCACAGUGAAGGAGUGACCUGUGCCCUGCACCUCCUUGGACCACCCGCGGUGCCUUGGGUAGGCAGGACAGGCUCCAGAGGAAAGGGCCAGAGACCAGAUGGAGACUGUGGAGCAGCUUCCUCCAUCGCAAGGAGACUUGUUUGUUUGUCUGUUUUUAACCUCAUUUUUCUAUAUAUUUAUUUCACGACAGAGUUGAAUGUAUGGCCUUCAACAUGAUGCACAUGCUUUUGUGUGAAUGCAGCAGAUGCAUUUCCUUGCAGUUUACAGAAUGUGAAGAUGUUUAAUGUUACCGUGUUGUCAUUGUUUAGAGAUAGGGGUUUUUUUGUAUUUUGAGGGAGAGGGUGGGAUGGACUAGGUGACUAUUUCCAUAAUGUUGACAAAGACAACUACCUCAGUGGAAACGGGUGUAUGACCAUCCCUACCUUUUCCACACUUUCUCAGCAGAUAUACACUUGUCUGUUAGAGAGCACACUGCCUUUUUUAUAGCCACAGACUUCUGAGUAAAAGAAUACACCAAAGGAGCCAAGUGGUAUAGGGAGAUUGACUAAUGGCCAGUGGGAUGUCUGAGAGGCCAUUUUGAUUUUAAUCCUCAACAUUUGAUGAGGAUUUACCAUCAUCUGGUCCCACAGGCUGGAAGGACAGAAAGUCUGCCCGACCUUCUGCUGCACCCCUCCCCCACACGCUGUUGGCUGUGGCUGCUGCUGUCAUGUUUUCAUCAGGUAGAGCCCUGACAGUCAGUCAGUCUGUAGGGCUUGCCUCCCAGCGCCCUUAUGGCUCAUAGCUGCCUGGUUUCCUGACCCAGGUCUACCAGGCCUACCUCCUUCAGACUCCGUCCCUCCCUCUUAUGAAUUUGACUUCCUGUCAGUCCUUUAGAAAGGCAGCAGGAAAAUGCCAUGUUCUGAAUUCUGAUGACAUUUCUGAUUUGUUCUUCUUUAAAUUGUUUCCCUUAAAAGGUAAGGGGUGGCGAAGGCCAGGCUGCUGAGAGAGUAAAGACUCCUUUGGAAGUCCAUGUUCUCACCCCACCUUAUCCCCACAACCAAAUCCAAAACUGCCAUUUUUUAACAGUAGAAAGGGCCAGAAACUUUGCUCCUAAAUUUUGUUGUAAAGUUCUCCCAUUAUUUCCAAAAUGAGAUGCAUUUGCCAGGCUCUAGAACAGAAAGCCAAGACCCAGAGAAGCCCAGCUAUUCCUCCCAAGUAUUAUCAGUGGUCUGGCCUACCACAGUUUGCAGGGAUGGAGCCAGAAGCACCUAGAAGGGAAAGGGGCUUUAAACUACCUCAUGUUUCUAAGGGCUUGACUGCUGCUUCUGCAGAUGCAGCCUGAACCCCCUGUGCUUUACUGCCUACCCCAUCUAGUUCUAGGAAGAGUUCUUGCCCUCCAGACUUUGGCCAGGACCAACUAGGUUUGUCUUAGAGUUAUUUCAGCUGCUUUCCCCUUUGCCUGUACCAGGCUGUCCUACCACCAGUACCCCAGACAGAUGCUCCACUGGCUUGUAUCCCUUGAUGGGGCCUGCCUCACCCACAUUAUCUCUUUAGCCUGCUUUGUCAGGAACUGUUUACGCUUCCCCAGUGGAGCCUAUUAACUUACCCAGGAGGCCACCGCAUCCUGUGCCUCCUAGGUAGUCUCCACUUGUCAGGUUUUCUCUCUAGUGAAAUAUUACGGGUACCAGCAAAGUGACAAUAUGUCCUUUGAUGUCCAAAGUUCAAAGCAUUAUUUCUUCUCAUCCUUAUUCCCCAGGAGAGAGAGAGAGAGAGAGAGAGAGAGAGAGAGAGAGAUGUGUUCCUCAAGAUUCCAGAUAGAAUGUUUUUCACAUGUUUAUGGGAAGAUAUAUGUAUUGGUGUGUCUGUCUGUUUCUGAGCUCACAAUCUUUUCUUGUUUGCCUGAAUUUUUAUAUUUAACCAACCAGAUCACGUUAUUUGGCUCCGGGUCAGAUUCUCAGCUGCUUUCCUCAAGCUAGAAAUCAGAGACACAGAUCAGAGACAGUGCCUGUGUGCACACAGCAGCUUUCUUUGCUUAGACCUCCAUUUGUCAAAUUGUUAGUUUUUUAAAUUGCUUUUCAAAUUAGCAUUUUACCUGUUGUGUUGGAUGUCAAAGCUCUGAUGAGACAAGAACAUAUCUCUCCAAUAAUGUAGUAUUAAACAGAGCAAGUUGUUAAUUUGUAGAGUGGGGGAAAGGUUCUGCAAGUUGCCAUUGUACAAAUCCAUUUUUACAAAUGUUUGCAGCAGAUUCCACAGAACAAAGAGCCCAUUCAUUGCCAAGAGCCCUGCAGAAUCUCUGAGCCAAGUGGCUGUGUGUUCCGAGCUGGAGCCUGACCUGUGGACCGCCUUUAAUGUCUUCUGCACCCAGGCCUUUUAUGACAUGGGCUUCUUUUAAACAGGGUAAAGUAAAUGUGAUGCAUUGCAAACUCAGGUAUUAUGAGGAGAAGGUAGGAGUGUAGCUAGCAGCGUGGAGACAUUAGGUCAGCCACUAGAUGUAUUUGUGAUUUUGGUUUGAAGGACACAGAGAAAGGUUGGAGGAGGAGGUUUGGUAUGCUUGUUUUUUGCCUUUUUUCCUUAUAAUGUUUGGUUAACAGGCAGCCUUUUAGCUAGUGGAAGAAGGAAAAACUUGUGCAUGUUAUAUCUCAUUCCUCUCUCUCCUGACCCCUCUGACCCAGGCCACUGAAAGUACUCACUUUGAAUGAGAAUUUUUCUACCAUAAAAAUAAUAAAGCCCCCAAAGCCAUGUGGAAAAGGAGAACCCACCUCCUUGCACUAUGCCGAAACAUACAGGUUUCCCCUUCCUUUUCUUAUGUUUACUUUCUUGACCCAAGACUGAAGUGGAGUCUUGGAGCUUUGUAAUUCCUGUUCUCUGCUCCUUUUAUAGACCAUCUGUGUCCUCUGCAAGGUUUGCUAGUCUCACCCUUAGUUUGGAGAAAUUCCCUACACCUCAUCUCAAAGCACUCUACCUGGCUUCGGACACCCAGUGCCCAGGGCCAACCUACAAGUGAAGGAGGCAGGCCUCUAGGGUAGAGGGAAGUAGGCAGGAACCUCCCUGUCCUGAUCUUAGAACAGUGGAAGUGUAGGAGAACACCCACACAUCUCUGGCUUUAGAAUACUGGGGUUUUUUUGUUUGUUUGUUUUUUAAUUGCAGUUGUUUUAAGAAAUUCAUCCUUUUGGACCAGCCGUUCCACUAAACUUGGUUCUUUUUCUUUACUGCUUUUUUUAAACUUGAAAAAAGAAAGAAAAAAAAAAGAAAGAAAAGAAAGCCCACUAACUGACUCCCCCACCUUGGUCUGUGGGAAUGCCCGCACCCUCUGCCGUCCAUCCUCCUCCCUUCUCCUCAUGCAGUGUCUGUGAAGUAGAGUCUUAUCUGUUUCUUAGGAUGAAAAACGGCAAUCAACCCACCAGGUGCUGGAAACUGGUCAGCCUUGAAGCAGGCAUUUCUGGGACCACAGCUCAGGGAUGUGUAUUUAAUUACAGGGUCCCCAGAAAGCCCUCUCUUGGCUGCCACAAGUAGCAUCUUUCCUGGACUUGAGAGUCAGGCCCUGACAACCUCCUCAGAGUGAGCAGCCCCAGGCUGAACUGAAAGCAAGUUUGCCUUGCCUAUUGGUCUGGGCUUCCUCAACACUUUUGACCGUCCUACACAUUAGUCUUUCUGGUGCUCGCUCAUGAGAAGCCUAGACCCUCUGCCCAGGACAAACCCUUUUCUUAUCCGGCAGUCCUAAAUACACCUUGCUUUGGGUGUCAGCUGCAGGCUCAAGUGAAAGAUGUGGGAAAGGCUAGGGCCUGCUCCAAACCCAAGAAAACUGUGCUACUGGUGGAAGCUAGUCUUCUAAACCCUGAAGCCAGCCCUGCCAGCCAGAGGGUUCUCUUGCUCUUUGCUGACCUUUUUCUUAGCCGAAAUAUAAUAGAUGAUAAUGUUUUUUAUCAAGUUUCCAUGGGGGGGAAAAAGACUACCUCUUGAGUGACAUCCUGGUUGAUUCCUCUCUUGAGGAGUCCUGUGGGAAAAGACUGCUGUAGCUCCCGUGCUGUUUACAUGUUUCUGUCGGGAACAAAACCCUGGACUGUUGUGUUUUUGUCUGUGCUGCCAUCCCAGGCCUGUGAUAGGAGCUUGUGGCUGUAUUGUAAUGUCUGGGCAGUGUCUGGGGAGUCCUUUCCACCUGCCCAGCUAGGGACAGGCCAUGGCUGCUAGACGAGGCCUGUACCCCCCUUCCUAUGCUCCAUAGCUUGGAUUUCAGGGACUCUGAUGGCAAGUGAGUGCGUCGUGAACCUACCUCAGGCUACCUCCCAGUCCUCCCACAGUUCUGUGUAGGAAUCGAAUGAAUGGAUGUCUCUGAGCCCUUGUUCCCAAAGGGCCGGCCAAGGGCUGCCUGCCAGCCUGGCUCCAUCAACCCUGCAUGACCAAAUGAUAGUUGGCGGGCUCUGCAGGCUGCUCAGGCCCUCUGCUACCUCCCACACUUGCCUGCUGGCAAGAAGUGGGCCCUGUUCUGUGAAUUGACUACCUGUGGAAAUGUGACCAAUUAGUAUGAAAUGCAUGUUUAGCAAGUGUUAGGUACUGUAUUUGAACCAAUAAAUGUGAAUCCUCUGCA